UCUAGUCCUGGAUGAUUUUAUAAUCCGUUUAUUAUAUUUUGUUGACAUUUAAAAAAAUCUUAAACGAUUGGUAAUAAUAAAAAAGGUUUUCUAUGCAUAUAACUCUGGGCGGGACUAUUUUGAUAUGGUGAUAUGAUCUACUGAAGAAAACUCAAACGUCUUUCAGGUCUUAUAACGUACCACUAGCAGAUUUAAUAUUUACGUUACGUUUAUUAGAAACGUUGAUGUGGAUUUGAUUUGUGUUUGUACGUGAAGUUUAGACGGCUUAACUUUUGGUGAGAAUGUUAAGGAAUAUGAGUAAUUGCAGAAUAACUUCAUUUGGUCUCUUCUUAUUGAUCGUGAAUGGUGUGUUUGGUGCUGGUGCAAAUGAAGUGAAGUCAGUGUCAGGGAUGGAGGGAGAUUCUGUCACUCUUCACACUAAUCUUACUCACAUACAGGAGAAUGAUCACAUACUGUGGAUAUUUGGACCUCAAGAGACUUGUAUAGCUGAAUCGUAUAAGAAAAGCAUUGAUAUAUUAGAUGGUAGCAAGUUAUUCAGAGAAUGGACACUAUGGCUGGACAGUCAGACUGGAUCUCUCACCAUCAAAAACAUCAGUACAUCCCACACUGGACUUUAUAAACAGAUCAUCAGGAACAGAGAAACAUACGAUGCAACUCAUGACACGCAAUUUACUGUUACUGUCUAUGCUCGUCUGCCCAAAGAUUCCAUCACAAAUCACACUCAACAUCUCAACAUCACUGAACACUGUGAGUCAUGUACAGAUCAUUUCUCAAAGGUGAUCUCUGCAGGAGUGAUUUCAUUAGUUCUGAUUGUACACGCAGCUGGGUUGAUCUUACUGUACAGGAAGCGCAAACAUAAAUCUAAAAAAGCGGUCCAAAGAGAAGAGGAAGAGGUGCAUUACAUGGAACCGGUGUUUAUUAGAAAAAAUAAACAAAUGAAAGCUAGUGGUACAAGGGAUUCUAUAUAUUCCAGUGUUGCCUGAGACACUUAUCAAGCAAACAGCUCUCAUUUAAUGUCUGUUUCUGCUAUGCUUCGCGUUAAGGCACUAGACUAAGCUGAAAAUAAAUAUAUAUUUUGUAGUUAGCCUGAAAUGAGAAAGACGAUCCAAUAAAGACUGGUGGUGACA
Molecule: messenger RNA, 1127 nt
Organism: Triplophysa dalaica
Lineage: Eukaryota; Metazoa; Chordata; Actinopteri; Cypriniformes; Nemacheilidae
Exons: 6
Coding region: 282-983 (233 amino acids)
Source: RefSeq, a predicted model, not a curated record